Messenger RNA from Trichoderma aggressivum f. europaeum, 1086 nucleotides. RefSeq lists its product as uncharacterized. The transcript has 3 exons. NCBI's taxonomy places the organism in Eukaryota, Fungi, Ascomycota, Sordariomycetes, Hypocreales, Hypocreaceae. Gene Ontology annotation, cellular component: cytosol. The coding region runs from base 1 to 1086 and encodes 361 amino acids. Gene Ontology annotation, molecular function: L-allo-threonine aldolase activity. The record is from RefSeq and is a predicted model, not a curated record. Gene Ontology annotation, biological process: L-threonine catabolic process; glycine biosynthetic process.
AUGGGAAGCGAGAGAGGAAGCGCCUGGGUGGGCGUCAAGGGCGCUGGAUCGCUAGACUUACGAAGCGAUGUCAUGACCGUCCCCACGCCGUCCAUGCUGGCGGCCGUCUCCUACUGCACCCUUGGAGACGACGUCUUUGGAGAGGAUCCCACUACGCAGGAUCUCGAGGCUCACGUUGCCAAGCUGGCCGGCAAGGAGGCCGGUCUGUUUGUCCUGUCGGGCACAAUGGGCAACCAGGUGGCAUUGCGAAGCCUCUUGGUCCAGCCUCCUCACGGCGUCCUGGCAGAUCAUCGCUCCCACAUUAUUCUCUAUGAGGCUGGAGGCGUCUCUUUCCUGACUGGCGCCACCGUCAAGCCCGUCGUCCCCAAGAACGGCAUCCAUCUCACCCUCGAGGACAUCAAGGCCAACGCCAUCAUCAGCGACAACGUCCACGACUGUCCCACCCGCGUCAUCAGCCUCGAAAACACCCUCAACGGCAUGGUCAUGCCCCUGAGCGAGGUCGAGCGCAUCUCCCGGUUUGCCCGCGAAAACGGCAUCAAGAUGCACUGCGACGGCGCCCGCCUCUGGGAGGCCGUCGUGUCCGGCGCGGGCUCCCUGGACGAGUUUUGCGCGCAGUUUGACACGGUGAGCUUGUGCUUCUCCAAGGGGCUGGGGGCGCCCGUCGGCAGCAUCAUUGUUGGAGACAAGACGACGCUGGAUCACGCUCGUUGGACGCGCAAGUCGAUUGGAGGUGGCAUGAGGCAGCCGGGCUUCAUCACAGCCGUGGCCAGGGUCGCUGUGGAUGAGACGUUCGGUACCAAUCCUAGUGGUAGUGACGGCUUGCUGAAGCAGAGUCACGAGAUGGCCAAGAGGGUGGAGGCGCUGUGGACGGGUAUGGGCGGGAAGCUGGUGCACCCGGUUCACACGAAUAUGGCGUGGGUGGAUAUUGAAGCGGCCGGGUGCAGCUUGGAGAGGUUUAAGGAGCUGAGUGAGGCGGAGGGAUUGAAGGUGAGUGGUGGACGGUUGGUGACGCACUAUCAGAUUGCGCAGAAUGGCGACGAGGUGCUUGAGCGGUUGGAGAGGGUGUUUAAGAAGGUGUUUGCUUAG